UUUUGUUGAUGCCUUCAUUAGUUUUUCUAAAUAAAUAUUCUGCGGCACUUGGUGAUAAAAUAUUAAAUAUUUGUCGGUAUACAGCCCUGGCGACUUCCAGUUUUGCUUUUCUUCAAUGUCAGAAUAAUGGAAGGUUCUUUCGAGGACCAGAUUCUGCUAGAGUUUCUGGAGGAAGCCGAGCUACAGCAGUAUCACAAGUUGUUCAGGGAAUCUCUGAAGGUGUCAAAGUUAUCUCAGCUGAAGUAUGUCUUCUCUGAAGACUUGGCUCAAAUUGGGCUCUCCAAACCCGAGCAGAGACGCUUCAAGAAAAUCUACUCCAAAUACUUUCCCAACCAGUACAUAUCCAGAAUAAAGAAUCUGUUUCUACCAAACAGACGUCACGAACUGCAUAACCAUGGCCCCAGCUCUUUGCCAACUGAUCUACACCUUCUCUCGGAGAGCACCGUCCAUGUGCCAUCCAAACACAUCAUACCAAAGGAUGACAUCACUAUCAAUAAAGAACUUGGGAUGGGGCAGUUUGGAGUGGUGCAGCAGGGGACUUGGACCACAGGCAAUCAGAGGAUCCAAGUGGCAAUCAAGUGCCUGGGCCACGAGCGUAUGACGUCAGACUCGACGGAGUUCCUGAAGGAGGCGGCGGUGAUGCACGGCAUCGAACACCCGUUCAUAGUGCGGCUGUACGGGGUGGUGCUGGACGUGGAGUCGCUGAUGCUGGUCACAGAGCUAGCGCCUCUCCGCUCGCUCCUAGAGUGUCUCCGCGAGGUGUCCCUCCGCCCGCACUUCCCCGUGCCCACUCUGUGCGAGUUCGCCGAGCAGAUCUGCAGCGGCAUGACUUACUUGGAACAGAAGAGGCUGAUACAUCGUGACCUGGCAGCCAGGAACAUUCUGGUGUUCAACAAGGAUCGUGUCAAGAUAUCCGACUUCGGCUUAUCUCGGGCACUGGGAGUCGGCAAGGAUUACUAUCAGACCAACUAUAAUGUGAACCUCAAACUGCCAGUCGCAUGGUGUGCCCCAGAAUGCAUCUUGUACCUCCGCUUCACCACUUCGAGCGACGUGUGGGCUUACGGGGUGUGUCUGUGGGAGAUGUUCACUUACGGGUUCCAGCCGUGGGUGGCGCUGACUGGCCAGCAGAUAUUGGAGGCUAUAGAUUCGCCCAACUGUCAGCGUCUAGAGCGUCCGGAGCUGUGUCCGGAGCAGUACUACAUAGUGAUGCUUCACUGCUGGGAGCACGACCCCACGCACCGACCCAAGUUCAGCCAGCUGCUCGUCAAACUGCAGUCUAUUCGCCCUGAACAGGUGCAAGCUACCCAAAACUUCCACAAGCCAGAUGAGAACCGUCUUCGCGUCAGCUACUUGGAAUACAAGACCGGCCAGACUAUUACAGUGCUGGGAAAGAAUCACAACAACACGUCACUAUGGUAUGGAGUGUUGGCAGGCGGCGCCUGCGGCCUUUUCGACCCCGCUUGCACCAAGCCCGUCGUGCCUAAAGGAGCUGCCAAGCCGCCGCGUCAAGUGGUGCCCCCCUACCAGCCGUGCAAGGAGCUGGACCAGCAGCCGCUGAUCAACCCGCACUCGCCGUCCUUCCUCACCGGCGCCGUGUCCAUGCCGCCGUAUCCGCUGCUCGAUGCUGAAGCUACUGCUGAUGUGUCGGCUUCGGCCUCCACAUCUGCAGCGGAGAUGUGCAGCAAGAGCUCCCGGAAGAACGGAAAAGAGAACAUCGUCAGCUCCGGAAAGGGAAUUUUGAACAAGGUAAAAGCCGGUAUAUUCAAGAGCCACGACAGCGCAUCGCACAACAUUGAGCCUGAACACGAGUACUCUGAAAUUGGCGAGACUGAUAAUAAGGGCGGUACGGAAUUCAGUCAGAUAUUACUGCAGGAAAUGGAGAGUAUUAUAAAGAAGACCAACACUAUGUCCCGCUACUAUCACUACAGUGACUCGAAUAAUUGGGAAGCACCUGAUUUCUUUGAUGACUUCGGAAGGGGAAAAGCCCACACGAUGUCAGCAUCGGAGAAGAAGCGCGGCUUCCACUCGGGCACCAUGAAGCCAAUGUCAGCGCACGACACCAAGACUCUCGACACUGCUGUCGCACUCGCCAACAAGAUUACCACCAGAAUGUUGCUCAGAUCCAUGAAUGAUCUGGAGCCAGGCAAGUGGGGCACUGAGGAAGACAACAACAUAUUGAAAGAACUCACUAAGAAGGACAAAGAAGCGCCUAAAGAAGAACAAGAUGAUAAACCGUGCCGCAACUUUAGCGAGCAAGCUAGAAGCGUUCCUGAUAUACAGGAAACAAUAACAGAGGAGAGCAAGGCGGCAUACACGACGUUCAUCGAACAGCCCUCUCUGGUGUCCAGUCUGAUCCCGCAGCUGGCGGCCACUCAGCCGCUGACGGGCGGCUCCAGUGAGGACCUGGGCAGGGAUGGGAGGAGGAGCUUGAGGUGCAACAUCAGCCACCCACCGCACAGAUAUCCGGAGAAACCAAUCGCUACAGUUGAGAUCGAUUAUCACCAUGAAUAUUACAACGAGCCUCGCUCCAGCACAUCCAACGACAACGAGCUAGCCCUCCCACCACGAACAUCCAAGCCCAAGCUGGUGGACAAGCCGAGACACGUCCGCAAACACCCACUGCUGACGCAGCCAUCGCGCCCGGACGCCAAGAAACCGAUACCGAAGAAUAACAACAUCUACCAGAACUGCCACAUGCAGGCUAGGGAGAAAGCGCAGUAUCAGAAUCUGGGUGACGAAGGCGUCGACGUGUUCGACGGUGUCGUCAAAGACACGAACCCGUUCAAGUCGCAUGCAAACCCGUUUGAGAGCUUCAUGCCUGACCCACAGCCCAGCACCAGCGGUACUGCGUUUUACGAAGAAGGUUCCUUAGUUAAAGGUCGGAAAUCUUCAGCUGAUUUCCCGCACGGAAUGUCUAGAAGCCCUGGAGCUAUGCAACUGGCUGGUCCACUCGGCUAUCAAGGCGGCGCGAGUGCGGCUUACUGCUGGGGCUCCCCUCAGCGACUGCGUCAGGGCACUUACGGAACACCAGUGGGACGAGACGCAAGCUACGCCUCACGUUACGCACCGCUAGAUGGCGGUAGUAUGUUUGGCUACACAGCAGAGAUGAAGUAUGUCAACGUGCCGGUAGAUGGCAGUGUUAACGGACAGGCUAAACACCCGCGAUUGUUGAAAGAUCCGGCUGUUAGGAAAUGUAGUGAUGUUUAUAGCAGUAAGUAUAAAUUUCGUUUGCUGCCUGACCCGUCUGUAGAGCGUGAGACAGGUUUCUUCUCAUUGUCACCACUAGGUGGCGCUGUAAAUAGCCAAUCACAGCGCAUUUCUAAAAGCCCGCAACCAUCAGUGGUUCGAGACUUUAGUUGUGCCUCGCCAGAUGGCACUGUCAGUCGUCCUAAAUCACAGCCGCUCGAUACGGAUGUUUAUGUAACAAUGUAUAAAUUUCGGCCAUUGCCUGACCCGCCUGUAGAGCGUUCGACAAGCGUAGUUUCAUAUAGGCGACCACGAGGUGGCGCUGUAGGCAGCCAAUCACAGCGCCACUCGCGAUCAGCACUGGUUCGAGACUCAGCCCGUGCCUCACUAGAUGGCUCUGUCAGACGUUCUCGAUCUCAGCCGCUUGAUACGGAUAUUUAUACGGCUAUGUAUAAGUUUCGGCCUUUGCCCGACCCACCAGUAGAGCGAAACACAGGUGUGUCACGGCGAGGCGGCCACGUAGUUACAAAACCAGUUGUAGAUGGCGCUUUGCAACUAGCUCCGCACGGUUCGCCGGGUAUUUAUAUGAAUAUGAGUAAGUUCCGGUCGAACCCCAACCCGCCUAUUGGACGAGACAAAAGUCCGGUAGAUGUUGCUGCAAACGUCAGCCAAUCACAGCCCUCUUCGCGCAGAUCCGGCGGGAAACACGCAUGCCGUGGAUGCGCCACUUACAAGCCUCUUAAACUGAGCAAUGACUACAUAGAGUUAAAGCCAUAAGCAUAGGAGUCAGAAGGAUAGUAUUUAGUUAUAUAGUAUACGUGAUUUAACCAGCCCUCUAUAAAACUAGAUGUAAGAAACAAUAGGAACGGAAGAGCCGGUAUAAUUUAUAAAACAAAACAAAAAUGGUUGACAAAAUCGAAGCUUACGUCAAUAUUCCGUACGUAAGUUCCCUCCAAAAUACAGUCAAAAAUUUCCACCUAUUUACAAAUUAUAUUUAAGUAAACAUUUUUAUGUACUACAUAGCUUUAGAUUAUACCCACUUAUUUAUCUUAUUAUUUUUAAGUAAUGGUACUUAAUUAAUUUAACACCUAGGAUCUGCGAUGAAAUGGUGGCCGAUUCCUAUCCACUCGCCUUUUGAGUGUAGUGUCAGCAUCUAUGGUAAAAUGGUCACUUACAGUGUGAUAGUUAUUGCGU
Messenger RNA from Plutella xylostella (diamondback moth), 4380 nucleotides. The record is from RefSeq and is a predicted model, not a curated record. Lineage: Eukaryota; Metazoa; Arthropoda; Insecta; Lepidoptera; Plutellidae.